UCCCCCGGCUGGUCCGGGGCGUUCGGGCACCUCCUCGACGGUGGCUCCGCCGGACGCGCGGACUGGACCGCAGCCCGCACCCCGAGCGGACGGCAUCAUGAGGCACCUGCCGUACUUCUGCUGCUGCCAGGUGGUGCGGAGCUUCGGUCGCGGCCCCAAGCAGCCGGGCAUCCCUACAGCUAACUUUCCUGAACAAGUAGUAGAUAAUCUUCCAGCUGACGUAUCCACUGGCGUAUAUUAUGGUUGGGCCAGUGUUGGAAGUGGAGACGUCCAUAAGAUGGUGGUGAGCAUAGGAUGGAACCCAUACUACAAGAAUACAAAAAAGUCCGUGGAAGCUCAUAUCAUGCAUACUUUCAAAGAGGACUUCUAUGGGGAAAUUCUCAACGUGGCCAUCGUCGGCUACCUCAGACCAGAAAAGAACUUUGAUUCUUUAGAGUCACUUAUUUCAGCAAUUCAAGGUGACAUUGAGGAAGCUAAGAAACGACUAGAUUUACCAGAACGUUUGAAACUCAAAGAAGACAAUUUCUUCCAGGUUCCUAAAAGCAAAAUAAUGAAUGGCCACUAAAGGAAAAGCAUCUUAUUUAUUCAUUCACUGUUUUCUAAUAUUUUACUGCUCAUAACUCUACAGUCUCAUCUUGGUUAUAUUUUAAAAAUCAAACAUUUUCCUACAGCUGUGAAUUAAACAGUACAAUGUAGUUACCAUA
Molecule: messenger RNA, 704 nt
Organism: Balaenoptera musculus (blue whale)
Lineage: Eukaryota; Metazoa; Chordata; Mammalia; Artiodactyla; Balaenopteridae
Product: riboflavin kinase-like
Exons: 1
Coding region: 98-565 (155 amino acids)
Biological process (GO): FMN biosynthetic process; riboflavin biosynthetic process
Cellular component (GO): mitochondrion
Molecular function (GO): riboflavin kinase activity
Source: RefSeq, a predicted model, not a curated record